AUGCUUUUGUCCGGUCGUAUUCUCUCUCCUUCCAUCACCCCACCCCAUUCUCCCGCUUUCCAUCACCCCGCCCCAUUCUCCCGCUUUCCAUCACCCCGCCCCGUUCUCGUGCUUUCCAUUACCCCGCCCCAUUCUCUCGCUUUCCAUCACCCCGCCCCAUUCUCCCGCUUUUCAUCACCCCGCCCCAUUCUCCCUCCAUCCACCACCCCGCCCCAUUCUCCCGCUUUCCAUCACUCUGCCCCAUUCUCCCGCUUUCCAUCACCCCGCCCCAUUCUCCCUCUUUCCAUCACCCCGCCCCAUUCUCCCGCUUUCCAUAACCCUGCUCCAUUCUCCCGCUUUCCAUCACCCGCCCCAUUCUCCUGCUUUCCAUCACCCCGCCCUAUUCUCUCGCUUUCCAUCACCCCGCCCCAUUCUCCCACUUUCCAUCACCCCGCCCCAUUCUCCCGCUUUCCAUCACCCCGCCUUAUUCUCCCUCCUUCCAUCACUCCGCCCCAUUCUCCUUGCUUCCAUCACCCCGCCCCAUUCUCCCUCCUUCCAUCACCCCGCCCCAUUCUCCCUCCCAUCACCCCAUCUCAAUCUCCCGCUUUCCAUCACCCCGCCCCAUUCUCCCGCUUUCCAUCACCCCGCCCCAUUCUCCCGCUUUCAAUCACCCCGCCCCAUUCUCCCGCUUUCCAUCACCCCGCCCCUUUCUCCCGCUUUCCAUCACCCCGCCCCAUUCUCCCGCUUUCCAUCACCCCGCCGCAUUCUCCCGCAUUCCAUCACCCCACCCCAUUCUUCCGCUUUCCCACACUCCGCCCCAUUCUCCCGCUUUCCAUCACCCCGCCCCAUUCUCCUGCUUUCCAAAACCCCGCCCCAUUCUCCCGCUUUCCAUCACCCUGCCCCAUUCUCCCGCUUUCCAUCACCCCGCCCCAUUCUCCCGCUUUCCAUCACCCUGCCCCAUUCUCCCGCUUUCCAUCACCCCGCCCCAUUCUCCCGCCUUCCAUCACCCCGCCCCAUUCUCCUGCCUUCCAUCACCCCACCCCAUUCUUUCGCAUUCCACCAUCCCGCCCCAUUCUCACGUCUUCCAUCACCACGCCCCAUUCUCCCGCCUUCCACCACCCCGUCCCGUUCUCCCGCUUUCCAUCACCCCGCCCCAUUCUCCCGCUUUCCAUCACCUGCCCCAUUCUCCCGCUUUCCAUCACCCCGCUCCAUUCUCCCGCUUUCCAUCACCUGCCCCAUUCUCCCGCGUUCCAUCACCCCGCCCCAUUCUCCCGCUUUCCAUCACCCCGACCCAUUCUCCCUCCUUCCAUCACCCCGCCCCAUUCUCCUUCCUUCCAGCACCCCGCCCCAUUCUCCCUCCUUCCAUCACCCCGCCCCAUUCUCCCACUUUCCAUCACCCCGCCCCGUUCUCCCGCUUUCCAUUACCCCGCCCCAUUCUCCCGCUUUCCAUCACCCCGCCCCAUUCUCCCGCUUUCUAUCACCCCGCCCCAUUCUCCUGCCUUCCAUCACCCCGCCCCAUUCUCUCGCUGUCCAUCAUCCCGCCCCAUUCUCUCGCCUUCCAUCACCACGCCCCAUUCUCCCUCCUUCCACCACCCCGCCCCAUUCUCCCGCUUUCCAUCACCCGUCCCCAUUCUCCCGCUUUCCAUCACCCCGCCCCAUUCUCCCGCUUUCGAUCACCCCGCCCCAUUCUCCCGCUUUCCAUCACCCCGCCCCAUUCUUCCGCUUUCCAUCACCCCGCCCCAUUCUUCCGCUUUCCAUCACCCCGCCCCAUUCUCUCGCUUUCCACCAUCCCGCCGCAUUCUCCUGCCUUCCAUCACCCCACCCCAUUCUCCCGCCUUCCACCACCCCACCCCAUUCUCCCGCUUUCCAUCACCCUGCCCCAUUCUCCCUCCUUCCAUUACCCCUCCCCAUUCUCCAGCUUUCCAUCACCCCGACCCUUUCUCCCUCCUUCCAUCACCCCGCCCCAUUCUCCUUCCUUCUAUCACCCCGCCCCAUUCUCCCUCCUUCCAUCACCCAGCCCCAUUCUCCCGCUUUCCAUCACACCGCCCCAUUCUCCCGCUUUCCAUCACCCUGCCCCAUUCUCCCGCUUUCCAUCACCCCGCCCCAUUCUCCCGCCUUCCACCAACCCGCCCCAUUCUCCCGCUUUCCAUCACCUCGCCCCAUUCUCUCGCUUUCCAUCAUCCCGCCCCAUUCUCCGGCCUUCCAUCACCACGCCCCAUUCUCCAGCCUUCCACCACCCAGCCCCAUUCUCCCGCUUUCCAUCACCCCGCCCCAUUCUCCCGCUUUCCAUCACCCCGCCCCAUUCUCCUGCUUUCCAUCACCCCGACCCAUUCUCCCUCCUUCCAUCACCCCGCCCCAUUCUCCUUCCUUCCAUCACCCCGCCCCAUUCUCCCGCUUUCCAUCACCCCGCCCCAUUCUCCUGCUUUCCAUCACCCCGACCCAUUCUCCCUCCUUCCAUCACCCCGCCCCAUUCCCCCGCUUUCCAUCACCCCGCCCUGUUCUCCCGCUUUCCAUCACCCCGCCCUAUUCUCCCGCUUUCCAUCACCCCGCCCCAUUCUCCCGCUUUCCAUCACCCCGCCCCAUUCUCCUGCUUUCCAUCACCCCGCCCCGUUCUCGCGCUUUCCAUCACCCCGCCCCAUUCUCCCGCCUUCCAUCACCCCGCUCCAUUCUCUCGCUGUACAUCAUCCCGCCCCAUUCUUCCGCCUUCCAUCACCACGCCCCAUUCUCCCGCCUUCCACCACCCAGCCCCAUUCUCCCGCUUUCCAUCACCCCGCCCCAUUCUCCCGCUUUCCAUCACCCCGCCCCAUUCUCCCGCUUUCCAUCAUCCCGCCCCAUACUCCCGCUUUCCAUCACCCCGCCCCAUUCUCCCACUUUCCAUCACCCCCCCCCAUUCUCCCGCCUUCCAUCACCACGCCCCAUUCUCCGGCCUUCCACCACCCCGCCCCAUUCUCCCGCUUUCCAUCACCCUGCCCCAUUCUCCCGCUUUCCAUCACCCCGCCUCAUUCUCUCGCUUUCCAUCACCCCGACCCAUUUUCCCUCCUUCCAUCACCCCGCCCCAUUCUCCUUCCUUCCAUCACCCCGCCCCAUUCUCCCUACUUCCAUCACCCCGCCCCAUUCCCCCGCUUUCCAUCACCCUGCCCUCCCCAUUCUCCCGCUUUCCAUCACCCCGCCCCAUUCUCCCGCUUUCCAUCACCCCGACCCAUUCUCCCUCCUUCCAUCACCCCGCCCCAUUCUCCUUCCUUCCAUCACCCCGCCCCAUUCUCCCUACUUCCAUCACCCCGCCCCAUUCCCCCGCUUUCCAUCACCCCGCCCUGUUCUCCUGCUUUCCAUCACCCCGCCCCAUUCUCCCGCUUUCCAUCACCCCGCCCCAUUCUCCUUGCUUCCAUCACCCCGCCCCAUUCUCCUGCUUUCCAUCACCCCGCCCCAUUCUCGCGCUUUCCAACACCCCGCCCCAUUCUCCCGCUUUCCAUCACCCCGCCCCAUUCUCCCGCUUUCCAUCACCCCGCCCCAUUCUCCCGCCUUCCAUCACCCCGCUCCAUUCUCUCGCUGUACAUCAUCCCGCCCCAUUCUUCCGCCUUCCAUCACGACGCCCCAUUCUCCCGCCUUCCACCACCCGGCCCCAUUCUCCCGCUUUCCAUCACCCCGCCCCAUUCUCCCGCUUUCCAUCACCCCCCCCCAUUCUCCCGCUUUCCAUCACCCCGCCCCAUUCUCCUGCUUUCCAUCACCCCGCCCCAUUCUCUCGCUUUCCAUCAUCCCGCCCCAUUCUCCUACCUUCCAUCACCACGCCCCAUUCUCCGGACUUCCACCACCCCGCCCCAUUCUCCCGCUUUCCAUCACCCCGCCCCAUUCUCCCGCUUUCCAUCACCCUGCCCCAUUCUCCCGCUUUCCAUCACCCCGACCCAUUCUCCCUCCUUCCAUCACCCCGCCCCAUUCUCCUUCCUUCCAUCACCCCGCCCCAUUCUUCCUACUUCCAUCACCCCGCCCCAUUCCCCCGCUUUCCAUCACCCCGCCCCAUUCUCCCGCUUUCCAUCACCCCGCCCCAUUCUCCCGCUAUCCAUCACCCCGACCCAUUCUCCCUCCUUCUCUCACCCCGCCCCAUUCUCCUUCCUUCCAUCACCCCGCCCCAUUCUCCCGCUUUCCAUCACCCCGCCCCAUUCUCCCGCUUUCCAUCACCGCGCCCCAUUCUCUCGCUUUCCAUCAUCCCGCCCCAUUCUCCCGCCUUCCAUCACCACGCCUCAUUCUCCGGCCUUCCACCACCCCGCCCCAUUCUCCCGCUUUCCAUCACCCCGCCCCAUUCUCCCGCUUUCCAUCACCCUGCCCCAUUCUCCCGCUUUCCAUCACCCCGACCCAUUCUCCCUCCUUCCAUCACCCCGCCCCAUUCUCCUUCCUUCCAUCACCCCGCCCCAUUCUCCCUACUUCCAUCACCCCGCCCCAUUCCCCCGCUUUCCAUCACCCCGCCCCAUUCUCCCGCUUUCCAUCACCCCGCCCCAUUCUCCCGCUUUCCAUCACCCCGACCCAUUCUCCCUCCUUCUCUCACCCCGCCCCAUUCUCCUUCCUUCCAUCACCCCGCCCCAUUCUCCCGCUUUCCAUCACCCCGCCCCAUUCUCCCGCUUUCCAUCACCCCGCCCCAUUCUCCCGCUUUCCAUCAUCCCGCCCCAUUCUCCCGCCUUCCAUCACCACGCCCCAUUCUCUCGCCUUCCACCACCCCGCCCCAUUCUCCCGCUUUCCAUCACCCGUCCCAUUCUCCCUCCUUCCAUCACCCCGCCCCAUUCUCCUUGCUUCCAUCACCCAGCCCCAUUCUCCCUCCUUCCAUCACCCCGCCCCAUUCUCCCUCCUUCCAUCACCCCACCCAAAUCUCCCGCUUUCCAUCACCCCGCCCCAUUCUCCCGCUUUUCAUCACCCCGCCCCAUUCUCCCGCUUUCCAUCACCCCGCCCCAUUCUCCCGCUUUCCAUCACCCCGACCCAUUCUCCCUCCUUCUCUCACCCCGCCCCAUUCUCCUUCCUUCCAUCACCCCGCCCCAUUCUCCCUCCUUCCAUCACCCCGCCCCAUUCUCCCUCCCCGCCCCAUUCUCCUUGCUUCCAUCACCCCGCCCCAUUCUCCCUCCUUCCAUCACCCCACCCAAAUCUCCCGCUUUCCAUUACCCCGCCCCAUUCUCCCGCUUUCCAUCACCCCGCCCCAUUCUCCCACUUUCCAUCACCCUGCUCCAUUCUCCCGCUUUCCAUCACCCCGCCCCAUUCUCUCUCCUUACAUCACCCCGCCCCAUUCUCCCGCUUUCCAUGACCCCGCCCCAUUCUCUCGCUUUCCAUCACCCCGCCCCAUUCUCCCGCUUUCCAUCACCCCGCUCCAUUCUACUGCUUUCCAUCACCCCGCCCCAUUCUCCCGCUUUCCAUAAACCAGCCCCAUUCUUUCGCUUUCCAUCACCCCGCCCCAUUCUACCGCUUUCCAUCACCCCGCCCCAUUCUCCCGCUUUCCAUCACCCCGCCCCAUUCUCCCGCUUUCCAUCACCCCGCUCCAUUCUACUGCUUUCCAUCACCCCGCCCCAUUCUCCCGCUUUCCAUAAACCAGCCCCAUUCUCCCGCUUUCCAUCACCCCGCCCCAUUCUACCGCUUUCCAUCACCCCGCCCCAUUCUCUCGCUUUCCAUCACCCCGCCCCAUUCUCCCGCUUUUCAUCACCCCGCCCCAUUCUCCCGACUUCCAUCACCCCGCCCCAUUCUCCCGCUGUCCAUCAUCCCGCCCCAUUCUCUCGCCUUCCAUCACCAUGCCCCAUUCUCUUGCCUUCCACCACCCCGCCCCAUUCUCCCGCUUUCCAUCACCCCGCCCCAUUCUCCCGCUUUCCAUCACCCCGCCCCAUUCUCCCGCUUUCCAUCACCCCGCCCCAUUCUCCCGCUUUCCAUCACCCCGCCCCAUUCUCCCGCUUUCCAUCACCCCGCCCCAUUCUCCCGCUUUCCAUCACCCGGCCCCGUUCUCCCGCUUUCCAUCACCCUGCCCCAUUCUCUCGCUUUCCAUCACCCCGCCCUAUUCUCCCUCCUUCCAUCACCCCGCCCCAUUCGCCCUCCUUCCAUCACUCCGCCACAUUCUCCCGCUUUCCAUUACCCCGCCCCAUUUUCCCGCUUUCCAUCACCCCGCCCCGAUCUCCCGCUUUCCAUCACCCCGCCCCAUUCUCCCGCUUUCCAUCACCCCGCCACAUUCUCGCGCUUUCCAUCACCUACUUGAACUUGAGCCACCCAAAUAUGCAGUAA
Closterium sp. NIES-65 is the source of this 6219-nucleotide messenger RNA. Lineage: Eukaryota; Viridiplantae; Streptophyta; Zygnematophyceae; Desmidiales; Closteriaceae. The record is from the annotation of a GenBank genome assembly.